AUGUGGAUUGACGACUAUUCCGACGACGACGAUGAAGAACAAAAUACAGGUCAAAAAAGUGGUCAAAUAACUGAAAAAAAUCCAAAUGAUGAAAAAAAAGAUAAAUGUAAAUGUUCCAAAGGAUGUACAAAGCGAACAUGUGCUUGCUUCAAAUUUGGUAGUGGAUGUAAUGCAUCAUGUGGAUGUGGACCAUCUUGUCAAAAUAUGUUCAAUCAUUUAGAAUAUUUCUUUGGUAACGAAAAAAAAUAUUCAGCUAAUCCUUGUUUUUCCAACUGGCUUGUGGAAAAUGUUAAAAAUGCUGAUGAAUUAAAACAAAUUGAUCGAAAUCAGUUACAAGAACGGAUCAUGAAAGCUGCUUGUUAUUCUGAUGCGUGCGGAUUUGAUGAUGAACUUGGAAAAUGGGCAAAAAAAUGGAAGAAAAUUAGCAAUGAUGAAAAAUUAGAUCAUAUACAAAAAUUUUUUCGUAUGCUUUUAUCUAAUGAAGAUUCAAGAUAUUAUUAUUCAUUCUGUCGAGAAGAUUUUGAACAAGAAGAUUGUACAUGGCACUGUGUUAAAUGUCAAGAAUGUAAUGAUUGGAGAGAAUGGCAUUGUGGUGAAUGUAAAAAAUGUACUUAUGGUAUAAGUCUUCCAUGUAACGGCUGUGGUGGAAGAAGUGAAAUGUCAAAUAUUUGUUAG
Adineta steineri is the source of this 675-nucleotide messenger RNA. The record is from the annotation of a GenBank genome assembly. Lineage: Eukaryota; Metazoa; Rotifera; Eurotatoria; Adinetida; Adinetidae.